UUGCAAACUUGUGUAUUUGGCGCGACCCACGCGUGACGCGCGAGAUCCUAUCAUUUGGAAGCGCUAAAAGCUGACUAUAAAAUUCGUGUUAUGCAAGAAUGCACCAGUAUCCUUCGAUAAUUGCUGGUUAUUAGAGUUGAAAAUUCGCUCUCCGGACUUUUUCGAGCGAAUGAAUAAAGCCGAGGCGGCAAAGCCACGGAAUGUAGCAGUCUGCCCCCGGCCGUUGCUAAGACUGUACGCGCUCGAAAAAUUUAUUCUUACCUAGUGCACGCGAGUUCGCGAGUGGUGUUGUGACUUCUAAAUUAUGAAUACGCGUGUUGUGAACUUUAUCUGAAACAGUAUAGACGGAAUAAAUACAAAAGAAUGUGGCGAUCGGCUUCGCUUGGCGCGCGCGUGUGCGCAGGCGUGGCGCUGGCGAUGUCGCUCACGCUGGGCGCCGGUCGCCGCGACUUCAAGGACCCUGAGGCCAAACAACAUGAUAUCUCACUCUGGAUCGAGGAACGACAAGUACGCAUGUUCAGUGGUAUAUCGAUGCGGAUAUUCGCUAUCGUAAAUGGCCACGUGUCACCAUACGUGUUGGAUCCGAACUUCUCUAACAAACUGCCGCUCAUACCCUCAGAGGUGGGAUACGUGAACUUCACGUGGAGGUCUAAGAAACGGUACUAUUACGAUUUCGAUACGCUAACGUCGUCAGACCCUAAAGUAUUGAAUCCGCCGUUUCUAUCUAUAAAGCCGCAUGGAAGGGUGCCCAAAACUGCUAAAGAGUUCAGUAUAAACUUGCCAUGCGUGGGCAACAGCAGCGGCGUGGCGACCUUUGAGAUUGGUCUUGUACUUAAAAACGGUCGAGGGAUGCCGUUAAAAGGUACCCCAUUAAGGUUACGUCUAAAGAAGGAAUGCGCACAGAGAGGUGUGUAUUUAGAAAGGACAGCAUUUACACUUUUAGGACCGGAUCCAGAAUGCGACAAGAAAUGUGCUAACCAAGGCUGGUGCAAUGACGAGAAGAUAUGCCAGUGUCCCGAAGGAUACAUGGGACAGCACUGCAGGACCGCGCUCUGUUACCCGCAGUGCAUGAAUGGGGGAAACUGCACUGCCCCUGGAGUUUGCUCCUGCCCCCCAGGGUAUCAGGGGAGGAAUUGUGAGGGAGGCAUAUGUUCGCAGAAAUGUUUGAAUGGCGGUAAAUGCAUACAAAAGGACACGUGCGAGUGUUCCAAAGGGUAUUACGGUCGGAGAUGUGAAUUUUCAAAAUGCGUGAUCCCGUGCCUCAACGGCGGUCGUUGCAAGGGUGUGAACAAGUGCCGCUGCCCGGCAGGGCUGGGCGGUAACCACUGCGAGGUGGGGCGCCGCGCCGGGGACUGCUCGCGCGGGUGUCGCCACGGCAAGUGCGUGGCGGGCGGCUGCGUCUGCGAACCUGGCUGGAGAGGGCGGCUGUGUCACCGGUCUUCGGGAUCAUCUGAAGAAUCUGGUGAAUACAAGAGACCACGAUAAUAUCAAUGUGACAGAAGUUAUAACUGCUUCAACAAUGUGAUUUCUUUGUUAAAGAGAUAUUUUUUAUAAUUUGAUGAUUUAGUCAUUUAUUUUUAAGUCCUAUGUCAUUUAGUUACUAAUUAGAUGUAAGAUCAUGCAAUAUUAUUAAACAAUAAUGACUGUA
Messenger RNA from Manduca sexta (tobacco hornworm), 1648 nucleotides. It is a transcript of the gene shf, whose product is annotated as protein shifted. Lineage: Eukaryota; Metazoa; Arthropoda; Insecta; Lepidoptera; Sphingidae. Gene Ontology annotation, biological process: anatomical structure development. Gene Ontology annotation, molecular function: signaling receptor binding. The coding region runs from base 364 to 1485 and encodes 373 amino acids. The record is from RefSeq and is a predicted model, not a curated record. Gene Ontology annotation, cellular component: extracellular region; cell surface. The transcript has 9 exons.